Neopelma chrysocephalum (saffron-crested tyrant-manakin) is the source of this 624-nucleotide messenger RNA. Its product is annotated as retina-specific copper amine oxidase-like. Gene Ontology annotation, cellular component: plasma membrane. Gene Ontology annotation, molecular function: primary methylamine oxidase activity; copper ion binding; quinone binding. NCBI's taxonomy places the organism in Eukaryota, Metazoa, Chordata, Aves, Passeriformes, Pipridae. The record is from RefSeq and is a predicted model, not a curated record. The annotation marks the transcript as partial. The transcript has a single exon. Gene Ontology annotation, biological process: amine metabolic process.
CACCGGGACGUGACGGUGCAGAAGUACGGGGGGAAGGUGCCGUACCACCGCAGACCGACGCUGGGCAGUGAGUACAAGCAGGUGGGAGCAUUCUUGGAGACAGUGGCAUUUGCUGCAGCACCAAGCUUCCUGCAAGAAGUCUUGGAGUAUGACGGCACCAAUGUGGCAUUUCAGGCCACAGCCCCUCACGGGUUCCGGUCUGGAGACCGUAAGUCCUGGUUCAUCCUGUUUCAGAACGUGAGUGGAUUCUUCUUGCACCCGGUGGGGCUGGAGGUGCUGGUGGAUCACAGCAGCCUGGACGUCUCCCGGUGGGCGGUGAGCAGGGUCUUCUACAACGGGCAGUACUACAGGGACAUGGUUCAGCUGGAGAGUGCCUACGUGCAGGGCCGUAUCAGCGUGGAGAAGGUGAGGAAGGCACCGCGGGACGGGGACUUCUCCUCCAUGAAGCCCCGAGCGCCUUCAGCUGCACUGUUCCCACUGCAGUACGAGCCCCAGGGUCCUCGCUACAGCAUCAGGAAGAACCUGGUCGUCUUCCAGGCGUGGAGCUUUGCCUUUGGGAUGAGUGUGAGCACGGGCCUGCGCCUGUUUGACAUCCGACACAAGGGGGAGAGGGUUGCCUAUGAA